Messenger RNA from Durusdinium trenchii, 879 nucleotides. The record is from the annotation of a GenBank genome assembly. Lineage: Eukaryota; Dinophyceae; Suessiales; Symbiodiniaceae.
AGGACGAGGAAGCGAUGGACCGUGUGAUGUGGACUCCAGUGGUGGGUUCCUCUGCUCAGCAGGCGAUCUCCGCCUUGCGUGAUGCCUUUGGCGUGCUUGGUGUUUGGCCCGCGGCCUGGCUGGCGGCGCAACGGGUGCGGAUGACCCGCGGCAGGGGCGGACCCGGACGACCCCUUCGCAUGUUAGAACUGGGCUGUGGUUCUGGGCUACCCUCCUUGUGCGCCUUAGCCUUAGGUGUCGAGGUCGUCGCGACCGACUUAGAAGAGCUGCCGUUGCUCUUGCUGAAGGCCGCCUACGACGCCCAAGAGCUUCCGGGCCACUUAGAGGUUCAACAGUUGGAUGUCCUCGCUGCGAUCAGCACUUCCAGAUCUUCCAGCACUUGCCCCUCCGAUGUUCAACGCUUCGAUGUGAUCGUUUGCAGCGACUGCCUUUACAAGUCUGCUGUUGCUCGUGCCAUCGGCCUGCUCAUUGGGCGAGCAUUGCUCUCAUAUCCCAUGACUCGCAUUGUGGUCACGGACGCCAAUCGCCAGGGACGAAAUGACUUCUUGGAUGAGUUGGACUCAGUGCUUGGUUUGAGCCUGGCGGGUGCAAAGCCGCCCUACUUCCAGGCCAUGCCGGUGCCCACUUGGGCGGCCGCUGACGAGACCGAUCCCUUCGAUGGUUCCAUGCCACAGGAGGUCGGUCUGCCGUGGCGCCCAGCGGAGGCUCCGUCUCUCCUGACGCACUGCAUCCAUCGCGGUUGCGGGCGCAGUAGCGGGCAUGAUUCUCGCUCGGGUGACACAGUGACACGUUACAAGCGUUCUGGAAUGCACAAAACAAUGGCCGCACCUGUGCCUCUACGUCUACACCUGCGAGAAAAAGCUCUAUGAUGUUUGUUCG